CCCACGCACACCAUCUUCCACCUGUACUACACUCACGAUAGCCGCACCUGCGCUGCACGCCGGCCUUCCAACUUUAACGUGCUUCACUUCUCAUCGAUCAUCAUCCGCCUUGCCGUAUGGAUGCCAUGUCAUGCCUGGCGCCGCCACCAUCGGCGUCGUUCCUCUCGGCCUCCUCGCCCGGGCCGGCCUACUACACCGACGCCGCCAUCACGCAAGCGCUGCACUUCUCCUCUAUGUCCAUGCCCCAGCACGAGUACGCUUACUCCCCCGCAGUCUCCUCCCCCUCCUCCGCCUCGGGGCCCUCCUCGUCCUCUCUCCUCGCGGACUUCUCAUGCGGCGCCGGGGACAGCAGCUGGUUCGCCUCCACGGCCGCGCCGCCGAUGGGAUCGCUCGCCUGCGACUCCGUCGCGCCGUCCACCCCCGUCCGCGCCACGGCGAACAAGAGGCGGGUCGGCCUUGGGCCCAACGCAGCGGGCGCCGGCCGGGCCGGGAAGCGGCGGGCGAGGCCGUCAAAGCGCGCGCCGACCACGUACAUCAGCACCGACGCCGCCAACUUCCGGCUCAUGGUGCAGCACGUCACGGGCGUCCAGGCCGAGCCCGGUGCGGCAGACGGCAGCGUCCUGCCCGCGUCGUCGUUCGACGCGUCGUCCCCCGCCCUGCUGCUGGAGCUGGACUGCACCGCUUUCGACUGCGCGUUCGGGGACGCGCUGCGGCUGCCGUCGGACGACGACGCGGCGGCGCUCCAUCGCCACCACCAACAGCAGCUGGUGCAGCAACAGCAGCCGUGCUUCCCUACGCUGGACUCGUGGAGCGUCAUGUACGAGAGCAGCCAGCUGAUCUAGACGAUCAAGCUCCACUCCAUUUGCGAGGAAGCCUGCUGCUCAUGCCGGCAAUCGAAACCCUGACUUCGCCUGGACGGCAGAAGAACACAAAGUAGAUAGUUCACCUACACAGACUCAACACCACACAUUAUCUCAGACAAGACUAGCCAGGACUAAUGUAAGCAUACCGCCACGAAUUAGGGACUGUUUGGUUGGUUAGCAAAGUGUACCUUGCCAAUAUUUUGAAAAGAAAGGGGUUCCCCCGCCACAACUUUUAUUAAAAAGCAAAGGCGAAACCAACAUAUCCAGGACAUCUUACAGCGCUCGGCAACAGCCAAAGUUGCUGUCACAGAAGGAGUACAUCACAGGAAGCCUAGCCAAGAGGCUGAUUGACAAAAUAUAGGCAAAUUCAAGCUAGUUCAACACACAUCCCAGGCUAUUCUAAGCAAUUCCCCUCUUUGCCGAUCCAAAAGCCUUAAACGACGAAGAAGUAGCGCACCCUGGGCAUCCGAGCAUAGAAUUUUCCAUUGCCUCAGCAGUCCUCCUACCAGGUCCAUGAUGCAGUGAAUACUUCACCAUUUUCGUCCCUGAAAAACAAAAUCAUUGCGCAAAAGCCAUAAGCCCCACGAGGUAGCAGAUGUGACCAGAUUAACGGCCUCUGUUUUCUUUCUUUGUUUCCAUAAAACAGACAAGGAUAGGAAAGAUGUAGGUAAGGUGAUACACAACCCUUCAAAAAUUAUUUUCCAGAUCUGGACAGCUACCACAUAUUCAAAAAAUAAGUGUUUAAUCGAUUCUUUCUCACUGCAGAACACACAAGUAGGGUCUUCCACAGGUCUCCUCUUAGCUAGGUUAUCUCUGGUUAAGCAUUUAUUAUAGUAAGCUAGCCAGAGAAAGACAUGAAUAUUGGGUGGAACCUUGAUUUUCCAAAUAACAUCUUUAAUAUUAGAAGAUAUGCCUCCAAAGUCAAUCAUUUUAUAAAAAGAUUUCACUGUGUAAAUCCCAGAUGGUUCAAGAUUCCAUCUAGGAAUGUCUAGGGUAGCACAUGGUGUAAAUUUACUAACUACAUCACAUAGAUCCAACUACUUGAUCAUGGUGAGACCAUCCACACAUCUUCUAAAAGUUAGUUGUAGAGUAUUACCAUCCCACACCUGGGCAAUGGUGGCAUCUUGUUGUUGACAGAUGUCAAAAAGCUCCCCAAAUUUGGUUUUUAGGGAACAUUCCCCAAUCCAGGUAUCAUGCCAGAAGGCAAUGCUCUCACCAUUCCCAGGUACCCAGCUAACAAAAGUUCUAGCAGCUUCUAGAGACCAGGUUAAGCUUUUCCAAAAAGGAGAACCCAAUCCAGGUUUGCCCCAAUAGAUAUUGGGCUUAUGAGUGGCAUAUUUGAAGCUAAUGAUUUUUUUCCAGUCACUAUCUCUCCCAUCAUGAAACCUUCUCCCCAAUGAGGCCAGAAGGGCCAUGUUGUAUUCUCUGAGAUUUGGGACCCCCACUCCCCCAAAUUCCUUUCUCUUAGCAAUUAAGCCCCAAUUGGCAAGGUGAUAUUUAUGAGUAUCCCCCAUG
Messenger RNA from Triticum aestivum (bread wheat), 2378 nucleotides. RefSeq names its product calmodulin-binding protein 25-like. Lineage: Eukaryota; Viridiplantae; Streptophyta; Magnoliopsida; Poales; Poaceae. The record is from RefSeq and is a predicted model, not a curated record. Gene Ontology annotation, cellular component: nucleus. Bases 117 to 842 code for a protein of 241 amino acids. Gene Ontology annotation, molecular function: calmodulin binding. Gene Ontology annotation, biological process: response to osmotic stress. The transcript has a single exon.